GGAAACAGAUAGCUCCAUAGCAACAAUCGACAACGGUUGUGUUGCUGUCUAGCAAGUGUUUGGGCAGUGUUGAUAACGUGUUCGACUGAAACCCAAAACGACAACCAGAAGGGGGUGAAAGGAGAACAAUACACACGAUGGCUGCUGUAACAACUCUUCAAAGUAGGGAAAUUCCUCCCGAAAUGCCAAUUUUGCAGCCACCACCGCCCAGAGCCGUGAUGGAGACAACUUACACUGGAAACACUGGUAACGAUAUGGGGAUAUCAACGAUGGGGUUCAGGGCUUCGAAAUAUGCCCCAAACGAAUGGCAUGAAAGCAAUUACGGAAAGUAUUAUCACUCCUUUGUUGACCGUGAUAGUGCUGAGAGGAUCCGACACGAGUCUAAAAGGUGUGCCAACGAAACGGAAGCAACCACUAACAAAACACAGUCGGAGGUCACGAAAAAAUUAGGAGAACGAAUUCAGGACAUUAAUUUCUGGAAAUUCGAAUUAGAAAGGGAGAUUCGGGAUGUAAUUGCAGAAACAGAUGUGCUGUUAGACCAGAAAAAACGUCUCGAGAACGCCACUCGAGCUACAGAAAUCCCUCUGCAUAUCGCAACAGAUAAUCUCAACUGUCGUCAGAGGCGCACAGGAGUUGACCUAGUCCAAGACAGUGUUGAAUUGGGCCUUUUAAAGGAGGUAGAAAUGAUUAACAAUGUUCAGGAUUUGCUAAGGAAAACCACAGAUCAAGCAGAAAGACAAAUUAAAUUGAACAGAGAAGCAAAACAGAACCUCGAGAUGGACUGGAGUGAUAAGAAAGACUCCCUAGAAAUCGACACAUGUUCCGGUGCUCUGAGGAAUGGACACACAAAUAAACAAUUCUAUUCCGGAGCUGCAAAAUUCGAAGAAAUUCAGUCAACACCCGAGUCAUGGGCUCAGUACACACAUGAUAACAUUGUGAAGGCCGAACACGAGAGGAUGGCUUCAAUUCAGUUGAGACAGUUGAUCGACAAUAUUCUGGAGGACACAUCACGCGAUAUGCGUGAACAGUGCGACACUGUCGACCUCAACUUCCAGAAGAGGAUCGAAGAAAUGGAAGACGCUAAGACAAAGAUGGAGGAAAACCUCCAAAAGGUUUGUGAUGAAAUUGCUCAAAUGGAAAAGAACAUAGAUAUGCUUAAGAAAGCUAUCCGUGAUAAGGAAAAUCCAAUGAAGGUAUCCCAGACGAGACUGGACAACAGGACAUACCGGCCAGGAGUUGAGCUCUGUCGAGAUCCAGUGCAAUACAAAUUGGUCGGCGAGGUUAACGAGAUCAGUCAGUCUAUCGAUGCCCUCGCAGAGAGGCUGAACAACUCCGAGAACUCGCGGAAGGAUCUUCAAGACAACAGGAUGGCAUUGGAGAAAGAAAUUGCUACCAAGAAAAACAGCAUUUUCAUUGAUAGAGACAAAUGUGUGACGGUACGAACCAGGUACCCAACCACCCUGAAGCUACAGGGAUAUCAGUAAAAUUUGAAACUUAAAAAAGAAAAAGAAAAACACUUUCAAAUGUUGUCUGUUGACAUUUUUCCUUAUCAGUAUUCAGGGUGCCCUGGGCUGAAAUCUUGCUAACUUAUAUCCAAAUCACCCAAUAUACACUUGUCAAUUUCAGUAUCAUGCCAUACUUCUUUGAUCGACAGUUUGCACUGCACCACGUUAUCCUGUAUGGGAUUCAUCAACUUUUUCUCUGCAUGAAUCAUGUGUGUUCUUUUAAAUGUUACUCUUAAUCCAAUUCCUGGAUUCGAAAGGAGAGUUGCGAAUAUUUCUCGACAUCCGAAAUUUCAAUAUAUUUUUUUUGCUUUUAAUGUUUUUGUUAACUAUAAAAAGAUGAUUAUCUACGAACAUUUGUGGACCAAAAUACUGUGAUAAGUUAAAUUAAGGUAUAUAUUUGAUGUAGGCUAUUAUUUGAUGUAAAUAUGUACAUGUACGAAAAACUUGUUUGUUGCAAUGGUGGAAUGAAUACACAUAUAUCUCAUAGUUGUAAUGUGAAUAAAAUAUCAUAUUUGGCACGAUU
Mizuhopecten yessoensis (Yesso scallop) is the source of this 2028-nucleotide messenger RNA. RefSeq names its product tektin-4-like. The transcript is spliced from 6 exons. The coding region runs from base 138 to 1484 and encodes 448 amino acids. Lineage: Eukaryota; Metazoa; Mollusca; Bivalvia; Pectinida; Pectinidae. Gene Ontology annotation, cellular component: microtubule cytoskeleton; nucleus. The record is from RefSeq and is a predicted model, not a curated record. Gene Ontology annotation, biological process: cilium movement involved in cell motility; cilium assembly.